UCAACUAUCGAAUAUAUAAACGCCAAUGUGAACAAUAUAUUUCAUUCAAACUAAUGGCAAUAUAAUGAGAAGGCGAAAAGGCGAAACAGUCAUUUCGUCUGCUGUCGGCUCUGACUUUCCGAGUAAAGAAAAGCAUCCUCGCAAGCCCCUGUGCCACAAGAGCAGCACGCACAAAGAUCAUAGACGGGAUAACGGGGACACGAAGGCAGAUCUCCAGGACGAAGGAGUCCGUAGCUUAGAAGCCAAUGAGCAAGAUGGACUUCCACAAGAAGUUUAUAUUAAGAGCGAGCCCUUAUGUGAAGAUCUUUGGGAUGUCUUGGACGAGCUGGGGGACAUACUGGAUGAAGAGCACGCCGACAUGUCAAAUAAAAGGCAGGGCAACAUUAUUGAUAUGAAGCAAGGCGACAUUGUGGAUAAGGAACAGGGAGUCAGUAUCUAUAUGGAUGAGGACGAGUUGAAUGAGGAAGAAGUGGACGUGCCACCGGCGCCCUCCAUCUCACUUACCGACGAUUCCUCUUUAUUCACCAGAAGAUCCAGGCGAGAAGCUGAUGUUUUUCCCUUCAGCUUUAAUGGGUCUUUAUACGAGUCGGGAGAAAUUCUUUCAAGUAAAGAAGGUCGAUCUGCAGGGAAGAAACCAGUUUGUAAUAAUAUUUUACCAGAAAUUGCCUUAGUCUUGUCCCAAAAAUCUCCAGAACAGAGCUCAAAACGGUGCAUUAUCAACGCUUUUCUCGAACGACGGUUCUCCUCGGAGAAUAGGAUAAAUCGAAGAAGCACACGCAGCCCAUUCAAUGAAAAGAGUGCCUCACAAAGCAAAUCGGUUAGUAGCAGCCGCACCCCAGGACACAGAAAGAGAAGGAACUCUAGGAGCCCCAUAGUACCCAAGCAAAGCUUAAGUCCGCCCAUCCACAGAAGACGAACCAGUCAAUCUAGAGACCACAAUAGGUCCCGAAAGCGGAGCUACUCUAGGGACCGACUCGAGCGGUGCCGCAGACUUCCAUCUAGGCGCAAACUUAGCUCAAGGUCCCUGAGCCCAGAUCGUAGAAGUCGUUCCCGUUAUGUGCGAAAUAGUCCUUUAGGUAGAGAGUCAAGGGAUGCGUCUCCCUGUCUUGGGAGCCGUCACAGAUCACGAAUAUCCCCAAACGUUGGAUGGAGGCGUGCCUCGAGGAAUUCGCCAGUACACCACUCUCGGUAUCGGUCAAGAAGUAACUGUAGGCCAACCAAUACUGCGGUACAACAUCAAAUAGAAACCAGGUCUUACCUGUGCGAUCGAUCGAGGAGCAGGUCCCGGUCGGCAAGGAAAACCCUCCGAAAGUGUUCCAGAAGCAAAUCCAAAUCUGCAAGAAUCACGCAGCAGGAGCUUUCAAAAAGCUUAUCUAACUCGCGAUCAAAGAGUAAAAACAGGCCAUCGAAGACCGUGGCUUGCCAACAUUCAAGAAUCCGAUCCAACAGUCCCCAGAAUCGCUCGAAGAGUAGCUCUCAGCCUGCACCCACCCAACAGCUGAAUACAUUUGAAAAUAGUCCCAGGGUGCCAGGCAUAGUUACUAGGAUAGUCGACGAGAGACAAUCACUUGACCAACCAUUUGAAGCCUUCUCACCGCCUUUGCCCGCAAUAUCACCGCGCCCCAUUUCUCCAAUGGUUACACUUCACGACAACCGACCUAACUGGCCAAAGAAGGUGCUCCAGUACCUCCUUCCCACCCCAAAUGUUCCACAAAUUGUCUUCACGCAGACGCACUACACCCAAACUGAGUACAGUUCGCAUGCGGGCAACUUUCCCAGUUCCUACGGACAGCCUUUUCCGGAGCUGGGGCCGUACGAUCUGCGCCACCGCUUGUCCACGACGCGUUCACUUUAUUACGUGGGGCCCAACGAUCUGCGGCACAGUAUCGGAGAAAUCUACUCGCCCCAAACCGCUCUCAAUGGCUACACCGAGUGGCCCACGGGGGUAACUGAGCAGUACGACCACAGUAGUUACUUCUGAAAGGCUCCUCCAUUUGAUUAACAUUAAAUUUUAUUACGUGCAACACAUA
Molecule: messenger RNA, 2030 nt
Organism: Drosophila santomea
Lineage: Eukaryota; Metazoa; Arthropoda; Insecta; Diptera; Drosophilidae
Product: serine/threonine-protein kinase PRP4 homolog
Exons: 2
Coding region: 65-1981 (638 amino acids)
Source: RefSeq, a predicted model, not a curated record